This is a messenger RNA of Arvicola amphibius (Eurasian water vole), 4061 nucleotides long. It is a transcript of the gene Neu2, whose product is annotated as neuraminidase 2. Bases 2575 to 3714 code for a protein of 379 amino acids. The record is from RefSeq and is a predicted model, not a curated record. Gene Ontology annotation, biological process: ganglioside catabolic process; oligosaccharide catabolic process. Gene Ontology annotation, molecular function: exo-alpha-sialidase activity. Lineage: Eukaryota; Metazoa; Chordata; Mammalia; Rodentia; Cricetidae. The transcript is spliced from 4 exons. Gene Ontology annotation, cellular component: membrane; cytoplasm; lysosome.
CAAUCUUCUGUCCAUCUUCAAUGCUGGUAAAAGACAGAAUCCCUGUCCAGGAGGGACUGCAAGCUUCUCUUCCUGUUUCAAGUAUUGGUUGGAGAUGAGGAAGCUUUAGCUUCCCUGUGGCAGAAGCUGGCUGAAUCCCUUCGUCACAAGGAGUUUAAUUUGAAAUUGUCAUGCUCUCUAGAAGUCACAGGUUUUUACAGGACUAAAAUACAAGGUUUGUGUAUGGGUUUGUGCACAUGAAUGCACAAACUCUCGGAGCCCAGAGACUACACUGGUUCUGGAACAAGAGUUAUAGGCAGUUGUAAGCAACUCCAUAUGGGGACUGGGAAUUAAAUCCUAAGUACUGAGCCAUCUCUAGGCUCUUAUUUAAUUUUAAAACAUUUGCAAUACCAUGUUUGCAUAUAAUGUACUGUCAUUCCAUACAGCCCCACCCCACUUCUCUUACCCCUCUCUACUUUCUCCCAGCUAGUCCCUCUCCUCCCUUGAGCCUCCUUGCUUGACCUCCCUCCUUUCCUCCCUUCCUUCUUAAUCCUUUAUUCCUACAGUCCUUCCACCUCCCCUUCCACAUGUUCCCUGGACCCUGCAGAGGGUGCCAUGGAUGUCCCAUUUAGGGUUAAGUACUCAGCUAUCACCAACUCUCAGCACUUGGACCAGUCAUGGGUCCCUGCUUUGACCAUCUCUUUACGACUUACAGCUAUUGAAAAAACUCUUAUUCCAGUUUUAGAGACUGCAUGGUUGCGUGCAGUUCAAGGGACACUACGUGAGGAACGAAGUACCAGGAGCUCCCUCUCUGCUCUGGUCCCCAAGAUCUAUGGCUUAGAGCUCUGCUUUCCAGCCAGACGACCUGAGUCACUGGCGAGUCUGAGCAGUCCUGGGAGAAUUGGAAUGGCUGCUUUGAAUGACCUGCUCUUCUGUAGUUACCUUGCCUGGGCUUUAAAUUGGUUGCCUGUGUUGUCCUUCUCCCAAGACCAGGUCCCUGCCAUGAGCACGCCAGAGGUUAUUUCUCUUACCUCCAUGGAAUAAGGUCUGCCUCCUUAAGAGCUCUAAGAAUAGUCCCAAGUUAUUGAGCAACUAGGCUCAGAGAAGGAGCUGGCUUAUGUGACUAGUCGGCUUUGGCGUCUUCUGUUUUAAAUCCCCGUUCAGGCUAAAAGUGAGAACAAGCGGGCCCUGCCUCCCUCAUUUGGAUUACAAGCUCAAAGGAACGGUCUUGUUACCUGGGGAAUUAUCUCCAUGUUCCCAGGGACAAGACUGUCCACAGGAAAUGCACAGAGAGGACCUGAGAGGAAUUAAGGUAUGGUGUAGCAGAAGCGAAUAUAUCACAGCUAUAGAAAGCCGGGAGCUUAGUAAAUUAGGAAUGGCUUGGCCCUGGCACCCUACAAAAGUGGUGGGCAAUAGGACCCUGUGGACAGCAAAGUCAGCAUUUGUGCUGCCAAUGCCCAAGCUUAGAACUGCAGCUGAGUCUGUCAUUCCAGCCAUGCUGCCUGCCCCGGGGCAGCUGGGAAGGUGAAAGGAAGGAAGAAAUUUUUUCGGAAGAGACAACAGGAUUGUAGGAGUGAAUGGCAGGAGAGCAGGAAAGUCUGGGGUGUGGUGCGCGUGGACCCCAAGCACCCGCGUGGAUACCCCGUCUUUGCUGGUCUCCACCUGUGGCCGUUUAGGUGUUUGUGUGAGCACAGGCCUCUGUUUAUGCUGUGGCGGUCAGCAUAAGAACCCCUUCAUCUCCCAGACUCCCCACUGGGUUGCUAUGGGUCCUGCCACAGCUUAAAGGUGGACCACCCCCAGCUCCCAGGCAGGUGCCUUUCAGUCUAAAGUUCUGAAGGCUUGACAGCUGCCAGCUCAUGCAGAUGCUUGUUUGCCUCUGAACAAACUUAGGUAAGGUCCCUAGGGCAGAAGUAGUUUUAGGAGCACGCACUCCUGGCAGCAGAAGAGGAGGGAAAAGGAGAGACGCUCCCACGCUAGCAGCCUCUCGUGGAGCUUGCCCCCAGAAAUCGAAGGGAGUGCCCAGAAGAAAGAAACAAGGAACAGCCCAGACCCUACUUCCUGCCUGUGCCAGUUGUCAAUGGUGCAGAAGAAUGUCAGGAGGGUACCCACCGAAGUUUCCAGGUUCUCAUGCCCCAGGCUAAGGAACUGCACCAAUGACAUGUGAUGGGUAAUAAAAAUAGUUUAUUAAGAAAGAGAAGUUUCCGAGAAUGGGAGUGGGCCAGUGAGGGGGGUCAGGAGUCUUGUGACCCUGUGUAGGUGUGUGUACAGUACCCACCGUUUUUGCAUACCGUAGGCAUAUAUACCGCAGGCUGUGCUUGUCACCCGUGGCUUGGGUAGGGAAAGUCCUCCAGUCUUUUAAGCCAGCUGGCUUCUUUCAUGUAUUGUUCGCGUCUCUCUGCACGCCUUGCCUUUCUUCUUCUGUUCCAUGAAUGGAAUUGGUCUGUACGUGGAGGAGCACAAGAAAGUAAGCAAGCAUCAUCUGUCUAACAUCAGACCUCAUGUGAGAGAGACGAAGACCAGAGCAUGAGGACCCAGAAGUGGCUAGAGAGAUGGACCAUUGUGACCAGGGAGGUGGGCAAGUGAGAUCUCAGGCCCAUGGCGACCUGCCCUGUCCUGCAGAAGGAGACACUGUUCCAGACAGGAGUCUAUGCUUACAGAAUCCCGGCUCUGCUCUACCUGUCGAAGCAGAAGACCCUGCUGGCCUUUGCGGAAAAGCGCCUGACCAAGACGGAUGAGCAUGCAGAUUCAAUCGUCCUUCGAAGAGGAAACUACAAGACAGCCACCCAUCAAGUCCAGUGGCAAGCUGAGGAGGUGGUGACCCAAGCCCGGCUGGAGGGCCACCGCUCCAUGAACCCGUGUCCCUUGUAUGACAAGCAGACAAGGACCCUCUUUCUGUUCUUCAUCGCCAUCCCUGGGCAUGUGUCAGAACACCACCAGAUCCAGACCAGGGUUAAUGUCACACGGCUAUGCCACAUCACCAGUACUGACCAUGGGAGGACCUGGAGCCCUGUCCGAGAUCUCACAGAUACCACCAUUGGCAACACUCACCAGGACUGGGCCACGUUCGGUGUGGGGCCUGGGCACUGUCUGCAGCUACGAAACUCAGCGGGGAGCCUGCUGGUGCCCGCUUAUGCCUACCGGAAACUACAUCCUAGCCAGACACCUGCCCCCUUUGCCUUCUGCUUCCUCAGCCACGACCAUGGGAACACUUGGGAGCUGGGCCACUUUGUGUCCCAGAACACACUGGAGUGCCAGGUGGCUGAGGUUGGCACUGGAGCUCAGAGGGUGGUCUAUCUCAAUGCUAGGAGCCACCUGGGAGCGAGGGUCCAGGCACAAAGUCCUAACGGUGGCCUGGAUUUCCAGGACAAUCAGGUAGUGAGCAAACUUGUAGAGCCUCCCAAAGGCUGCCACGGAAGCGUGACUGCCUUUCUCAACCCCACCUCAGCGGCAGAUGCCUUAGACGUGUGGCUGCUCUAUACCCACCCUACAGACUCCCAGAAGAGGACCAACCUGGGUGUGUACCUCAACCAGAAACCGCUGGACCCCGCGGCCUGGUCAGAGCCCACCCUGCUGGCCACAGGCACCUGUGCCUACUCAGACUUGCAGAACAUGGGAGGUGGCCCUGAUGGCUCCCCACAGUUUGGGUGUCUGUAUGAGUCAGAUAACUAUGAAGAGAUCACUUUUCUCAUGUUCACCCUGAAGCAAGCUUUCCCAGCGGUAUUUGGUGCCCAGUGAUUUUCGUUGUUUGUGACCCAAAGUCUUUCCUUGUGCUUCAGAACAUCCAUCUUUCCUCCCUUCCAGCAUCCUCUAGAUUGGAGGCCAGCUCUUGGGCUCUUCCUCUGGAGUAUGCAGAGAGCUUGGUCUCUUGGCUCUUCAUAGGUUUUGUUGUUCCGGCUGCCACAGUGGAUUCUAUUUCCAGCCCAGAAAUCAAAGGAGCCUGGCUUUCCCCAGGCUUUUGACAGGGAAGGUGGGGGAAGAGGCUGUUAUCCUGUGUGUCAGCUGUCACUAUGCUGGCUUAGCCUGCCUGUUUCCCCACUCCUAGUUUUUCGGUGAGUUCUUAAUAAAUUAUCCAACCCAGCCUA